Messenger RNA from Durotheca rogersii, 2523 nucleotides. RefSeq lists its product as uncharacterized. Bases 288 to 2264 code for a protein of 658 amino acids. Gene Ontology annotation, molecular function: protein binding. The transcript has a single exon. The record is from RefSeq and is a predicted model, not a curated record. Lineage: Eukaryota; Fungi; Ascomycota; Sordariomycetes; Xylariales; Xylariaceae. Gene Ontology annotation, cellular component: cytosol; endoplasmic reticulum.
GUUAUGUCUGUUGCCGUAAUGAGUCAGAUGGGAAAACCGGCGGCUAGGUGCCUAGCGACUGGGGGUCUUUACAUAGGUAUUUAUACAGAGUCUUGUCGUCUCGAGUUUGUCUGUUUCCUUUUCCUUGGGCCUACCAAAGCAUAGAAGUUCCUCCUAGUAGUCCUAAGCGUGGUAUCCCGUACCUCGGUCACAGUCAUUAUUAUAUCUAGACUCGGAUCUUCUCAUCAGCCCCAAGUUCAGUGUCUCCGCCCGAAUUGCCAGUCGUCUACACCGAGUCGCCAGCCAGCAUGGAUCAGAAUCGCCCUUCUCCCAAGCAAGAUGCCGGCGCUUCCUUUCGAUCACGCCGGCUUCUCGCGGACAUCAAGGAGCUAGUAGCCAAGCCAUACCCAAAUAUACAGCUACAUGUCAACGAAGACGACCUCUCGCGAGCUUGUCUGAUUCUCAACCCGGCCAACUACAAGCCCCUUCACCUCACCGUCACUUUCCGGCACAACUACCCCAUAGGCCCACCCAAGAUCCAAAUGGACUCCAGCGUCCAGCACCCCAAUGUCUUCGACGGUUACAUUUGCGCGAGCAUCCCCAACACAGAGGAGGGAUAUACGCCCGCCUAUACCCUCAAGGGCAUCGCGAUCCAGAUGUUGAGCUUCUUCUCCAGCGACAGCGUCGAACAGUCGUACGGGGGCAAUACGAGUCUAGCCGGCUUCAAGGCUACAGAUAGGUCGUUAUACGACAGCUUCCAGUGCCAGCAGUGCGGUUUUAACUCGAGCCAGCCAUCGCCAAAGAAGCAACCCAGACAGCAAGCCCAGUUCAAUGCUCUCGUCGAUAGCGAGCCAGGCCUAUGGCCCACGCUGUCGAGCGCUCGGGCGCCGAGGAAAAGGAAGCAAGGGGCUAAGAGGACCGAGCCAGCCAGCUCGCUCCGAGGAACUCCCGUCCUAGGCAAAGAGGUGAAAACGUGCGAGAUAGGCCGGCUGCCGAACGAGGUCUUGCUGCUCGUCAUCGAAAACAUGGACUUCGAGGAGCUGACCAGCUUCGCGGCGGCGUGGCCGAGGAUCAGCCAGAUCGUGGCGGACUUUGACGUGGUGCGGCAGCGCGAGCUGCAGUGCUUCUGCCUCAAGCGGAACUACCUGACGGUCAAGCUCGGCGUCGGCGUCUCGGUCCGGCGCGGGCACGUGGCCUCCGAGUUCGACCUGCUGUCGCAGGAGGCCUUCCGGCACUGGCGCAUCCGCCGCUCGGUCAACCACAUCGCCUUCGACCACUGGCUGCCGCUGCCCAUCUCGCAGCAGCACUGGCGGCGCGUGCGCGGCGACGCCGCCGCCACGCUCGGCGCCGUGCGCCGGGGCCUCCGCGGCGGGCCCUCCACCGACGCCCAGGUCCUCUUCGCCUUCAUGAACGACGUCGUCGUGCGGCUCAACGAGGUGGCCGCCGGCGCUCCCGAUGGCGGCGCGGCGCGCAGCACCCUGCGCCACGCGUCCGAGAAGGCCAUCGAGUCCUACUUCCACCUGUUCCACCUGCUCGUGUGCCUCGCGGCGGAGGACGCGGCGCUGGUGGCCGGCGCGAACGCGCUGCUGCGCAGCUUCGCCGCGGGGCGGCGCGCCAAGGCCGACUGCCCGAACCUCGGCCACCUGCUGGUGGCGCGGCUGAUCUCGGACGUGGAGCCGAGCGAGGAGCUCACCAAGGCCAUCGUGGUCGAGGCCAUCACGCGCAACGUCGUCUGGCUGCUCGACCGCCGCGGCGCCGGCCUCGCCGAGCUCGCGUACCUCGAGGCCGACCCCGUCUCGCACUACCGCCUCGCGCGCACCUUCGCCGGCUCCCGCACCUCGUACCGCCUGCUCAUGUUCGCGGAGCUGUUCCGGCGCACGGCGCGCCCGGCCUCUUCGGCGAGCGGCGGCGCCGCCGGACUGGCCCGCGUGCGCGACGAGCUGUUCGCGCGGCACGGAGCGCCGCCGCGCGGGGCCGCAGCGCGGCUCGCGGCCGAGGUGCGCAGGCUGCACGAGGUGUCGGACUUCCCGGCGUUCCUGCGCGAGAUGGGGCUCGCGCAGGUGCCGAGCGCGGAGAGGUUCACCGAGGUGCUGCGGGACACGGUGCGCGCCAGCAUGGAGAAGGGCUACUCGCGGUGGGGCGUGGCGCCGGAGAUGGCGCUCGUUCUGCGGGCCCAGAAGGACCCCGGCCUGGCGAUGACGCCGGAGAUGCACGCCGUGGUGAAGAACCUGCGCGUCGCCGGCGUCAAUCCUAACCGAAGCUUCUUCCCGAACGGCGACAGGUAGGGUUGAUGGGUGUAUGAAUAAUGGUGAGGAAACCUAGAUAAUCAGAACGGCCGGAAUGAAGUGAAUACUAGUAGGGGUUGGUGUUAAAAAUUAUUUGAUAGAUUAGCUAUGAAUUAAUUAAUACCCACCGGUAUGUGUAUUAUUACUCUGCUGCUGUCCGCCACGUUGUUGUAGUUGUCCGAGCCAAUGUCAUUCCUACGGUACAGUCCUUAGCAAUCCCCCCCCGACUCUGGCACUGUCACAAGAACGCCUGAGAAAG